UGUGAUGAGAGUUGCCCAGGACACACACACACACACACACCGGUGCUGGCACGGUGCACUCAACACCUCUUAGUACACUCUUAUUACCUUCUCAAAUUUCGUCACAAUUAAUCCGAAUAAAUAUUUGAAAUAACUGGCGGUCCGUCAACUUCGUCACGAUGUCUAUCAUCAUAGACGAGGAGGAGUUUAAGGAGAAACUUAUUCGUAACAUGAAGAAGGAGGUCAAGCAAAUCAUGGAGGAAGCAGUCACGCGCAAGUUUGUUCAUGAGGAGAGCAGCACCAUAACGUCCCUGUGUGGCGCGGUAGAGGCGUGUCUUUCCCAUGGGUUGAAGCGGCGUACUCUGGGACUCUUCAAGACCUCCUCCACCACCGCUCUCAUACACAAGCUGGCCAAGUCCUUCCAACCCGCAGCCAAUGUCUCCAAGAUCGUCCAAGAGAUAGAGUCUUCAGAUGGGGGCAGACGCAGUAGUGGCAGUGGAGACUCCAGCUCCCGUUUAGGCAAACCCCCCUUGGUAAAGAAGAACUCAGGCUCCAGCACCACUUGCAGUACCAGUCCACCAAGGUACCUGUGGAUCCGCGUGGCCCUAUUUGAGAAGGUCUUGGCCAAGAUCAUCGACUACCUGGUGCAGAACAGCAACAAAUAUUACGAGAAGGAUUCACUGGUGGCAGACCCAGACUACGGCACCAUCCUUAGCUCUCUCUUGGUAAAUGUUUUGCUCGAUGAGGGUGAAAAGGAAGAACACCAAUAUAGUGUGUACACCUAUCACCAACUUAUACCUGGUCUUCAUGAUGCAACUCAAGGAGGGAAGUCUAAAUUUCGUAAGCCUGUGAGUGGCAGCAGUGAGGACGCUGGUGUGGUACCACAGCGGAAUGUACCAUUGAAUGCCCGGGACUAUGUGGAGAGUUUACAUCAAAAUAACAAAGCAACACUUCUUUAUGGCAAAAAUAAUGUCCACGUCCAGCCUAAGGAGCAGAUGGAGGCCAUGCCAGGGUAUAUGUCCCUCCACCAGACAACAGAGGGACUGGUCAUCAAGUGGACGCCUAAUCACCUGAUGAAUGGUUGUUGCCCUGAUACAACGGAAGAUAAAAGACCUUUCUAUAUGGAUUUGUGCUUUCAAAAAAGCAUCUACUGGGAGUAUGCACUUAAUGUGCGUGUGGAGGAAAUUGUCUACGUCCACUGCCAUCAGCAAGGUGACUCUGGGGGCACUAUUGUUUUAGUUGGGCAGGAUGGAACUCAGUACCCACCUAUCCACUUUCCCCGUGGUGGCCACCUUCUUGCCUUCCUCUCCUGUCUAGAAAAUGGACUUCUUCCACAUGGCCACCUAGACCCUCCUCUCUGGUCUCAACGUGGCAAAGGUAAAGUUUUUCCCAAGCUGAGGAGAAAAGCCCGGGCACUGGCCAACAGACAGCAUCAUGGGGGUGCAGACAAUGAGGAAGAUGAAGCCACAGAUUAUGUGUUCAGGAUCAUCACGGCUAUUAAACCUGAUCGUCUCUCCCACUUGGAGCUGAUGUCACCCCUGCUGCGUGGUGGUUCUGGUUGGCUGCCUCGUGUUCCCAAGCUCUCAUCACACUCGUCCUCCACCUCCUCAUCCAAGUCACUCAGUCUUGGAGACUCCAUGAGUGAGGUCAUGCCACCACCUCCAACUCCAAAUCCAAGUAUGGAUAUUCCACUACCGCCUGCUGAACAGGGCAGUGAGGGAGGAACCCGAAUGACCACAAAUGAAAAGAACAGUGACUCGCUUGAGCUUCUCUGUGCCACAAUGAAACACCAAAUCAUCUCCAGGGCAUUCUAUGGCUGGCUGGCCCACUGUCGACAUUUAAGAACUGUCCGAACCCACCUAGCUGGCCUUGUCUUGCCCUCUGCCUCUAUACCACCACACACACCCGCAUGGGAUGAAGGUGUAACUGAAGAGGCAUGGAAAGCUCUUCAUAACAAUGGCUGCCUCACAGACCAAGAGGAGCUCCUCACCCGGGUCUACCUUGGUGGUAUUGCAUCACAAAUCAGAAAAGAGGUGUGGCCAUAUCUUUUAGGUCACUACAACUUUGGAAGCUCACCAGAAGAGAGAGAUGAGCAAGAUCGCCGUAUUCGUCAAACAUAUGAAACCACAAUGUCUGAGUGGUUGGCUGUUGAAGCAAUUGUGCGACAACGUGAUAAGGAGAUAAUGGCUUUAAAUAUGGCCAAGCUGUCUUCAGAGUCACAGAAUGGAGAAAUACCACUAGUUGGGAGAGAUCGAUCUCUCAGCAAUGAGGUGUUUGAGCCAGACACAUUGAGUAUUGGGUCAGUGGAUAACCCCGGCACAGUGCAGGAGGAGGAUGAGGACCCUGUCUUGGACGACUUAGAACAAUCAGAUAUCACCAACGUAGAGACAGACACUGAAAUUUGUACAAAUAAGGAAAAUGUCAGCCAUGAGGAUACAACACUCACAGAAAUGAAGAACAAAGAAAAUUUGAUGACUGAUGAAACUGACAACAAUGAAAUUUAUUUAAAAGAAAAUAUGAGGCAAGAGAGCAAAGAGAGUGACACAGCAGAGGUGGCCAGUCCUACGUGUGUGGUAACACCUGAUGAAGGUGUAGAAGAAGGCAAUGAAGUUGACGAGGCGGAUAACACAGCAGAACACAUCCCCACUCCAAGUGAUGCAACAGCCUGUGUUAGUGCCUCGUUCACCGUGGAGACAUGUAAUACCCCCAUCACCACCCCAGUUAUAGUUAGCAAAGCCUCCCUAGACAGUGGCAGCCACUCUGACGUAGUGAAUGGUAUGGAGGAUGAAGGUGCUGCUGAUGAUGAGGUCAAAAGUAUUACAGAAAAUGGGAAUGGAGAUGCCAAUUUAGAAAAUGGGGAAAAUAAUGAUGAUAAAAAUAUGGAUACUUUGGCAGUUGAAGAAAAUCAAGAUGGCCACAGUUUAGAAUCUAGAUCAUCUUGCAUUUCCCCAGCAUCUUCACAAGGAGGAGUUUAUUCAAUGGAACUGCUAGAAACUUUUGGGCUGAAUUUGCAUCGCAUUGAUAAAGAUGUGCAAAGAUGUGAUAGAAACUACUGGUAUUUUAAUCCAGAUAACCUGGAGAAGCUGCGGAAUGUAAUGUGCACAUACGUGUGGGAGCACCUUGAUACUGGAUAUAUGCAAGGAAUGUGUGAUCUAGUUGCACCACUCCUGGUUAUUUUUGAUGAUGAGGCAGCCACAUACUCCUGCUUCUGCAACCUUAUGGGUCGUAUGUCUCACAACUUCCCAAAUGGUGGUGCAAUGGAUCAACACUUUGCUAAUAUGAGAUCACUGAUUCAAAUACUGGAUUCAGAAAUGUUUGAACUUAUGCACCAAAAUGGGGAUUAUACCCACUUCUAUUUUUGCUACCGCUGGUUCCUCCUCGAUUUUAAGAGAGAGUUAGUGUAUGACGAUGUAUUCAUGGUAUGGGAAGCAAUAUGGGCAGCUCGGAAUGUUUCCUCAGCUCAUUUUGUCCUGUUUAUUGCCCUGGCCUUAGUGGAAUAUUAUCGAGACAUCAUUCUUGAUAACAAUAUGGAUUUCACUGAUAUCAUAAAAUUCUUCAAUGAAAUGGCAGAGAGACAUGAUGCCAAAACUGUUCUUCACACAGCAAGGAAUCUAGUCCUACAGCUUCAGACAUUAAUUGAAAAUAAAUAGAAAGCCCGAGAUGAUGCAUGUGCCAAACUGACAAAGCUUUCUUAGUACAUAUAAGAGUAGUACUGAAGCUGCAAAUGAAGAGGGUAAGAAAUUUAUCACUGCUGUACUGUAUACACAAAUUCAACAAAAAUUAUACCUUAUGUCACCGAAAUUUGAGCAUAUUAAUCCAGCAACUACUGUUGAUUCAGUAUCAUGAGUAAGCAAGUAUGAGAGCCCAGAAUUCCUUAAUUAUUUAUUUAGAUACUGUAAUUAUAAGUAGACCUUAGUACUGGUAUGUUGUUUUUAUACAAAAUUUUCUAUAUCUGUUAAUUAAUUGGUGCCACAAUGGUUUUAAAAUGAAAAUACUGUAUACCUUUUUAAGCACAAACAAAACAAAACUAGUUGAGCAAACACACAUAAAUGCAUGUAACUAAUUUACACACUAACUAAUUAUGAACAUAACUGGUCGCCCAUCUUUGCUCCUACCAAUCAAUUCCUCUUUGCUUACUUACACCCAAUCCUGAGUUUAACCGAUCGUAACUAAUUGUUUCUGUUUAUAGACUGUCAUUAAUUUUAUUUACACAUUUCCUGUCCAUCUCUUCCAGUUCUUUUGGAAUACUGGUAUUUCUAUUAUUCACUGGAAUAUACAUGGCUUUUAUGCUAAUUUAUCUAAACUUUAGCUUUUAAUCUACAAGAUUUCUUUGUGUGUGUAAAUUACCCAAGUGUAGUUUCAGGAUGAGAGCUAUGCUUGUGGUGUCCCCGUCUUCCCAGCACUCUGCCAUAUAACAUUUUGAAGCUACUGACAGUUUUGGAAUCCACCACCUU
Messenger RNA from Procambarus clarkii (red swamp crayfish), 4433 nucleotides. The record is from RefSeq and is a predicted model, not a curated record. Lineage: Eukaryota; Metazoa; Arthropoda; Malacostraca; Decapoda; Cambaridae.